AUAUGCCGAAUAUAAGGCAGCCUUUCACUUACCACUUAUUCCUAAUUGAGUGACGAAAUUGUCUGAAAAAUAUAGCCGAAGUGAAAGUCUCUGAAUAUCUAAUCUGUACCGUAAUCGAAUCUAUUUUUUUUUUCUUUUUCUCAAUUAGGUAAUUCGAAAAGUAAUUGCCAAUUUUUAUAUCUACCAUUAAAAUGUAAAGAUAUAUCAGUCAUUGGAUUCCAUUCAUAAUAUUCGGAAAUAUUUAUCAUAAUCUAUACCUACAAUAUAUAUAUACUUGACCGAAAUUAUCAAGCCGACAUAGUGCAUAUCUGGGCAAAAGCAUGGUUAGUCGUCUUCUUCCUUCAGGUUUACAGAUUAUUAUUGCAAAUGGUUCGGUCCUCGAGCAUUCCGUGAAUUAGCUUAAAAAAGUAAAACACCUAAUAAAAUUCAUCUGAAAAUAUCAGAAAGAAAAUAAAGUUAGUUACAAUUUAUGUAUACGGUUUAUAUCCAUUCUGCGUAAAGAACAUUGUCGUUGGUUAAUAAUUUUCAGGAAGGAUUUUAAAACGACGCCUCGCAAAGUUGUUUGUCAUUUUGGUCAUAUUUCUUGAACUGAUUAUCAGACUGUAAUUUUGCCUUUUUUCAAAAGAAGGAAGAAUCCAAAUUUCAUGUAUUGAUUACAUUUGCCUCUUACUGACGUACACCCAUCCAUUGUCGUCGUCGAACAUAAUAAUAAUAAGUCGACGGUGAUUGACUGGUGUCUUACGGAUAUCGGCAAUGGUGAAAGUAUUGGGCACAUACCAAGGUAUCGAAAAAAUCAUGAAAAUUAUUAUGUUUUCAUUAAUCGAAAAGUGAAGACACUUUUAAGAUAUCAAUAGGCAUUGCGUUCGCUACGUGCUACACACAACUUACAGACAAAACUGCCUAUUAUGGAACUGUUUUCCAAAUGUGUACUAUUUUAACGGACAGUUGAACAAAUGCAAAAAGUUUCGAAUUGUCGCCUCAUCCAUCGUAUUCUCCAAAUCAAGCGCCCCAACGACGAUUAUAUAUAUAUAUAUAUAUAGGAGGAUGUUCCAGGGAAAAAGAUUUAGAUUAAAUGAUGACGUCAUUAUGGAAACUAUUAACAUAUUUGCCUAUAUAUGCAUUUUGCAUAUAUUAAAAAAAUAAAACAAACAUAUUUUAGUCCCAGGAAUUAUGAACUACUUAUAAGCGCUGUCUAAAAGUUCGAUUGAAAGAUGGCCCUACACAUUGGAGUUGAUUUGUGAAAGUUACAAUUUAAGAUUACUCUUGGCAUUAUCAGUCGUUCGUAAUUGCGAAGAAAAAUUGAAGAAAGUAGAGUCUUCUCGUUUUCAUGAAGCACAUAUGCGGCUUCAACAAUACUUUUUUAUGAACGUUUAUGAACUGAAGAGACUGGAUAACACAACUAAAAAAUUACAAUCUUCUAGGGCAGAAUUUGCAAGGAGAUCGAUAAUAGGUUACAAAAAAAAAAAUUUAAAUAAAAGUGUUUUCUCCGCCUAUCAAAUCAAUUAACACCGUUCCCACAAACCGAUCCUAGACUCAAAGCUCGCUUUGUCAUUUGUUAAUCUUACUACUCGCCUUUGGAAGAAGUUCUCAGCGGUGAUCUCUCCAAUUAUUUCAGUUGCUUGCAUCUUUAAGCCGAAUGCAUGCAAAUACUAUUUUGCGUUUUCUUCUUUCCCUGCCCAUAAUAUCUUUUUUUUGACCAUCAGAUUGUGUGCCCGCAUAUGUAGGCGACCAUUAGCUGUUCACAUUACGGAAAGCAAAAUCCAUCCAGUCGCGCAGAAUAUAAAAAGUUUUGUUUCCCGCGCAUGAAAUAGCCGACAGUAAUGAAAUCGUCUGCUAUAAUUUUAACGGGAUUGAUUUUUGCUUUACCCCAUUUAAUAUGAAAUUAUGCGAUCGCAAACAAACACAAUUGCGUGCUUAAAAUUGUUUUAUUAAAGGGGUUAAUUAUAAUAAUAAUAAAUAUAACACAAACAUUUCUCUGUAAGCGAAGCAAUGAAAGACAAGGAGAAAAAGUCCUCGAGAAAGCAAUCCACCGCCACCAACUCGCGUGGGGAUCGAACCCGUUGCAUUUAUAAUGCGACGUCGCAGCCUGCGAUUUAGCCACUCAGGCUAUUGGCGACCCUCGUUAUAUGUGAUGAGAAAGAAGCAAAAGAUUUAGUAAAAGGUAUAUUUUAAUACUUUUAGAAGCAGUUUAGAGGCAAUAUCGUAGUGAAGUUUAAACGACAAUGAAUCAAAGUUUUAUAAAAAGUAAUUGUAUUGAAAUUCAAAAGUUAUUGCUCGAAGUUAAGAGUGCAAACUUAAUUCAGUCAAAAGAAAUUAGUUUAUGAAUUUUAUGUGAUACACAUAUGUGAUACACAUAAAAUUAAAGUAGACGUUUCAUCGUUAUGUGGACCAUUUGUGAACGGAAUUCAACUUCGCUUGCUCUUCAUACGACAACGACAGUAACAGCAACUGGAGCAGCAACAGCAACAGCAACAGCAACAUCAACAGCAACAGCGACAGCAAUUAAUAAUGCAGCAAUUGGGAGCGAAGAAAUCGGUACCAGCAUUUGUAGCCAACAAGAAAAGCUGGCCGAUGUUGAACACAUUUCAACGAUAGCAGGUUCCCUAGUAUCUAUUGGUACAAUUUCACACAUACAUCCACCACGUUAUGGAACAAACGAUGCUGGUUACGAUACGGAACACACGUCGCUGAAUUCAGAUUUUGACGAAACUGAACUGAGGCGAGAGCUAUUAAGAGAUAAAUGGAAACUAUUGUUCGACAUGUUUGAUCCGGAAGGAUUUGGUGAAAUAACUGUAGAUGAGUUCAUAAACGCCUUAAAAUCGCCAGAAUUUAUAACACAAGUGCCUAUGAAUAAACGUGAAUUAUUACUUGAGAGAGCGAAAAAAGCAAAAUCCCCCGCCGGUCCUGGUUAUGUAACAUUUCAGGAUUUUGUAAAUGUGAUGAGUGGUAAACGCACACGCAGUUUUAAAUGCGCUGUCCAUCAUCGAGAUCGUGAGGUUUGUUCGGAAAAUGAUUUUCAUUUGGUUUUGGAAGAGCCACCAAUCUUUCAAAGAAUGCUUCAAGUCAUUGCUCUGGAACUCUUGCCCGACGAACGCGAUCGUAAAUAUUAUGCUGAUCGUUAUACUUGCUGCCCGCCACCUUGGUUUAUCGUUUUCAUAACUGUAAUUGAGUUAUCCUUGUUUGCAUUUCAUGCGAUAAGUAUGAGAACAGCUGGCUUACUGGGUGGAUCGAUACCCAUCUGUUUAUCAACAUCCACAUCUUAUUCCUUGCUCAUUUAUCGCCCCGAUAAGCGUUAUGAAUUGUGGCGCUUCGUUACGUAUAUGUUUUUGCAUGACGGCUGGUGUCAUUUGGGUUUCAAUUUGCUGAUACAAUUGUUGCUUGGUUUGCCUUUAGAAAUGGUACACGGUUCAGCCCGUCUUGCUUCUAUAUACUUUUCUGGUGUCUUGGCUGGCUCAUUAGGCACCAGCAUAAUUGAUCCGGAGGUCUGUUUGGUUGGCGCCAGUGGCGGUGCUUACGCUUUACUAGCUGCCCAUUUGGCUAACGUGAUGAUAAACUACCAUCAAAUGCGUUAUGGCGUUUUACGUUUGGCAGUCAUUUUAUUUUUUGCGUCUUGCGAUGUAGGAUUCGCAAUUUAUACGCGUUAUGCUGAAGAUUAUCCUGCGGUAUCUUUUAUUGCCCAUUUAAGCGGUGCCUUGUCAGGACUAACUAUCGGUCUAUUGGUGUUGAAAAACUUUGAGCAAAAAUUGCACGAACAGCUGCUCUGGUGGAUUGCAUUGGGCAUUUACACGGCUUGCAUCAUAUUUGCCAUCAUUUUUAAUAUUAUUAAUAGCGCUGUGAUGCAAAGUCUUAAAGUGGAACAAAUUUACGUAACCGAGACAUUUUAUAAUGGUUUUCAAGUAUGAUGGUGGGCCUACAGUCUAUUUAAAGUCUGUUUUCGCCGUUUGUAGUAGAGGCGAUGAUGGUGGU
Messenger RNA from Glossina fuscipes, 3966 nucleotides. It is a transcript of the gene stet, whose product is annotated as rhomboid-related protein 3. NCBI's taxonomy places the organism in Eukaryota, Metazoa, Arthropoda, Insecta, Diptera, Glossinidae. The record is from RefSeq and is a predicted model, not a curated record. The transcript is spliced from 9 exons. The coding region runs from base 2382 to 3902 and encodes 506 amino acids. Gene Ontology annotation, molecular function: serine-type endopeptidase activity; calcium ion binding. Gene Ontology annotation, cellular component: membrane.